AUGAACAAGGGUAAGAAAGGAGUCCCCUACCCCGAACCAGAGUCCCCAACCCCGAACCAGAGUCCCCUACCCCGAACCAGAGUCCCCUACCCUGAACCAGAGUCCCCUACCCUGAACCAGAGUCCCCUACCCCGAACCAGAGUCUCCUACCCUGAACCAGAGUCCCCUACCCCGAACCAGAGUCCCCAACCCCGAACCACAGUCCCCUACCCCGAACCAGAGUCCCCUACCCUGAACCAGAGGUCCCCUACCCCGAACCAGAGUCCCCAACCCCGAACCAGAGUCCCCUACCCCGAACCAGAGUCCCCUACCCUGAACCAGAGUCCCCUACCCCGAACCAGAGUCCCCAACCCCGAACCAGAAUCCCCUACCCCGAACCAGAGUCCCCUACCCUGA
Knipowitschia caucasica is the source of this 396-nucleotide messenger RNA. The record is from the annotation of a GenBank genome assembly. NCBI's taxonomy places the organism in Eukaryota, Metazoa, Chordata, Actinopteri, Gobiiformes, Gobiidae.